UUGGCCGCAGGAGCGACAACUGUUGCGCGGCAGACGGAGUUUGUUGUUGUACCGGGUCGCGCGUCAUAACCUUGCACCGUGUGUCUCGCAGUUCGAUAAAAUGUCAUCGUGCACGGAUUUGUUGCGGCUGAACGAGAAACGACUGUUCAAAGACAUCAGAGCGAGCCUGUCGUGCGGUGCUAAAGAGACGCGGAAUAUCCUCGAAGUGCGCGACAACGUGCUGUACGCGUGGAAUGCCGACAAGUGUUGCGUGCUCACGUUCAACGUCGCGGCGACUCGUGGCAAGCUCGGCGAUGACGUCCCUUAUCAGACACUACAACCGACGGAUCCGCCAAUUUUUGACGUCACAAAUGUACUGAUAAACGAGACAGCAACGCAGUUGGCAUUAUGGGGCAACUUGGGCAUUUCUCUCAUGGAACUACCGAAACGAUGGGGCAAGGACGCCGUUUACGAGGGCGGCAAGGAAGUGAUUCUCUGCACAAAUCAUAAUUUUGGAGACUUUGGAGCAAGUGCAGAAAUUCAACGAACGCGAUGGCAUCCGGGUUCUCCGAAUGACUCACAUCUGUUGGUUUUGACAUCAGAAAACUCUUUUCGUUUGUACGAGUGCGACCUGGGCAAUGCACCCAGACUCGUAAAAUGCUGGAAGGUCGGUCGUGCACCAUCGAGCUCGCCCUCGAAGAUUCCGGGUUUUGCAUCCCUCGGAGAGGCUGCGAUAGAUUUCGAUUUUGCCACUCCUACCCUGAGAAAACCGGAGAUGUUUGCCGACAAAAGUAUCAACGAGAUAAAAGAUAUAGUCGAUUGGAAUCAGAUCGAAUGGCCGAUUCUGGUCCUCCGUGGAAACGGUGAAGUGCUAAUCGUCCGUGGAAAUGUCUUAUUGGAAAACUAUGAAAAUCCAGUGGUAUUAGGUUCGCUAUCUAUGUAUCCGUCGACCGACGAUAAUUACGGAAUAGAUUCAUGCUCCAUCAUGUGCCUGCAAACUACCCCACCGAUAGUGGUCAUCGCCAUGUGCACUGGAAAGAUUUAUCAUGCCAUACUAUUGCGUGAAAUAUUGGACGACGAAAACGACAAAGAUGACAGAAAGACUUGGUCGCAAUAUGGUUCAAACUAUAGUCUUCACACUCCGGACGAUGCACUUUACGUCUUCGAAUGUGUCGAACUGGAACUCGGUCUCCUUUUCACGGAUGAUGACAAAAAGUAUAAUUGUCCUAUUCAUCUUCAUUGUGAUAAGAGUAACAAAUCGAGAUAUUUUUGCACUCAUAAUGCCGGGAUUCACAUGGUGAGUUUACCGAUGGUUUCUCAACUGGAGGAAUUUAUACAUGAUAACAGCGAGAAUUAUUUUUUAUCUUUAUCAAACCAAUCAACUUUACAAUAUCUAUUCUCUACGAGAACAAAACAUACAAACAUAGACGAAGCUACACCGAUACUCGGUUUUGGUCUACUUCAAGAACCCUGUGUUUUAAUCGCAUUGCUGCAUACAGGCAUUGUGAUCGAUCUUUCGGUUAUAGAUCUUUAUUAUCUUCCAAGGAUCGAGCAAUUAGAACCUAUCACCAAUACUACAAAAAAGGUGAACAAGGAACCGUUCGACAUGUACAUCAGAAGAUUACUAAGACGCGAAGUAUCACAACCUAUAACAAAAAUAGGAUCUCGCUCAAUGUCCUUGAGCGAAUCCCUAGAGUUUUUGUAUCACGCCACAAAUAUCUUUCGCACUCAACAUUUUGUCCAACACGACAAAGUUCGGGAAGAAAUCAGUAAAAAGGUUCGCUCAUUGAAAGCUUUGAAAACUCACUUGUUAAAAGAACUCGAUUCUUUAAUGGAGACAAAGAAAGAAUUGCGUCACACUGCUGAACAUUUAGCUGAGCGAUACGAAGAUAUCAAUGAUAACCAAAAAGAAUUAGCGCGUAGAGCAGAGGAAGCAUUAAGAUUAGUAAAUUACAAGGAACCAUCAAUGACUGCCGUCGAGCGAGCAGAGGCGGAAGUAUUAAAGAAAAUGAAUGAUAAGAUACACGACAUGCAGAUACGACUUGAUCAACUUAAAAAAAAAUCUCAACAGAUUAAACAUACAGAUGCUUCCGAAUCAAAUGAAAAAAAGAAAGAAAUUGUUUUUACAUAUAAUCAAGAGAAAGCAAUACAUGAGACUCUUUCUCAAAUGACAAAAAAUAUAAAAAAUUUGAUGGAUGAGGCAAAACAUAUUAAAGCAGAAAUUGAUCUUUCAUACAUUAGUAAACAGUAAUAGUAAACAUUAUCAAUUUCUUAACU
Molecule: messenger RNA, 2256 nt
Organism: Camponotus floridanus (Florida carpenter ant)
Lineage: Eukaryota; Metazoa; Arthropoda; Insecta; Hymenoptera; Formicidae
Gene: mbo
Product: nuclear pore complex protein Nup88
Exons: 13
Coding region: 101-2230 (709 amino acids)
Biological process (GO): ribosomal small subunit export from nucleus; protein import into nucleus; mRNA export from nucleus
Cellular component (GO): nuclear pore
Molecular function (GO): structural constituent of nuclear pore
Source: RefSeq, a predicted model, not a curated record